AUGGCAAGUUGCAUUAUUGGUCCCGAAUUGACAGUAAAAGUAUGUUCAAUUGGCACUGUGAUAAAUCGUACUGCUUAUGUAACGGACUAUUGCCAAUUAGAAGGUGCUACUGGACGUCAAACGCAACCUAUGCCCAUACGCUGGAUGGCUUGGGAGAGUGUUCUCUUGGGUAAAUUUACAUCAAAAUCUGACGUCUGGUCCUUUGCUGUAACGAUGUGGGAAAUUUUAACAUUUGCACGUGAACAGCCCUACGAGCAUUUAACCGAUGAAAAAAUCAUUGAAAAUAUUGGACAUAUCUAUCAGGAUAAUAAAAUGCAUCUUACUUCUCGAAAUAUCGAAAAUUAUAUACCCAAAUCGCAAAUCAAAAUUAAAACGUUCUCAGAAUAA
Molecule: messenger RNA, 387 nt
Organism: Teleopsis dalmanni
Lineage: Eukaryota; Metazoa; Arthropoda; Insecta; Diptera; Diopsidae
Product: discoidin domain-containing receptor 2-like
Exons: 4
Coding region: 1-387 (128 amino acids)
Biological process (GO): cell surface receptor protein tyrosine kinase signaling pathway; multicellular organism development; positive regulation of kinase activity
Cellular component (GO): signaling receptor complex
Molecular function (GO): protein tyrosine kinase collagen receptor activity; ATP binding; collagen binding
Source: RefSeq, a predicted model, not a curated record